Peronospora farinosa is the source of this 1614-nucleotide messenger RNA. The record is from the annotation of a GenBank genome assembly. Lineage: Eukaryota; Oomycota; Peronosporomycetes; Peronosporales; Peronosporaceae.
AUGAAAGUAUCAACAAGUCUCGUUGUGGCAGCUGUCUUGGUUGCAUUGAGCACGAGCGUAAACGCCAAGACGGCGAGCACAUCCGUCUUUGCAUCAGAGCCAUCAGAUAGUGAUCCCACCGAGGAACUAUCGUUGAGCUCGGAGUCCACGGCCGAACAAUCGGACAAAGAUAACUCGAAAUCUCUGGUCGAUACGAAAGACGCCACGGGCGACCCACCUGAAGAUCUAUACGAUUUCGAUGCACCUUGUGCAUCGGAUGACGGAGACACGAAGAAAGGCCUCACGGGGGAACAAUCUGAAGAAGAUAGCUCGACCCCGCUAUACGAUUUCGAUGCACCUUGUGAACCGGAUGGAGGAGACACGAAGGGAGGUCUCACGGACGAACAAUCUGACGAAGAUAGCUCGACCCCGCUCUACGAUUUCAGCUCGCCUUCUUGCGCAUCGGAUCCGGACCAAAUUGGCGGCUUUACUGAUGAAGAAAAAGCGAUCUGGAUCGAGCGUCACAACUAUUUUCGAGUAGCAGCUUUGCCCUGGGCAGCAGGUAAUAUGAAACGAAUGAAUUGGGACGAUGAGUUGGCCAAGGAAGCCGCAUCGACGGCUGAAAGUUGCACUGCUGAAACAACUGCCGGUCUUAACGUCUUUAAGGCCACGUCAACGGACUCAUCAUCGGUGAUUGACGAAGCGCUCAAUGAUUGGGCUGUCAAGCCUGCACUGUCUAAUAUCGGAUCAGUCGUUCCGCCGGCAAAGGAAGGCGAUUCCGCGGCACGUCGGAUUGCCAAUGGUGAAAAGCCACCGACGGUUCCGCCUGCUGCUACGACAGCAACGCCGACCUCCUCAUCUUUGAAGACACCUUUGAAAACGCCUUCGGUUAGCUUUAAUGAGGAUGUUGGUGAUACUAAGAAAAGUGCAACGGAUGAGACUCCGUCGUCGUCAAAGACGCAUUCAGUUAGCUCGAAUGAGGAUGUUGGUGAUACCAAGAAAAGUGCAACGGAGAAGACUCCGUCGUCGUCAAAGACGCAUUCGGUUAGCUCGAAUGAGGAUGUUGAUGAUACUAAGAAAAGUGCAACGGAGAAGACUCCGUCGUCUUCAAAGACGCAUUCAGUUAGCUCGGAUGAGGAUGUUGGUGAUACCAAGAAAAGUGCAACGGAGAAGACUCCGUCGUCUUCAAAGACGCAUUCGGUUAGCUCGGAUGAGGAUGUUGGUGAUACCAAGACUAGUGCAAUGGAUGAGACUCCUUCACCUUCAACGAAAACCGAGGAAGACUUGGUACCUGGAACGGUCAAGGCGAGCUCUGACAAAGGCUCGACCUUUACAAAUGAGAAACCGUCGACAAAGAAUCCGACUUCGAGCAGCCCUACCAGCACUUCAAGCAAACCAGAUAAUGAUGAGAGUUUACCACCUACCACCCCAAUGUCUGGCUCAAGUCCUGCACCGAGCACAAUGACUGUCACUCAGCAUAAGGGCGUUGAAUCGAACAUCUCGGUUGCUGGUAUAACUGGAAUAUCCGUGCUUGUUAUCGUUUGUAUUGCGGCUUUUGGUGUGGUCAUGAGCUAUAAGAGGAACCAGCGACGUCAACGGGAAAUUAUGCGGGAUGGCGGUAUCCGGGUUGAUUAA